UAUUAUUAAAGAUGUAUGAUCUCUGAUCUAGAGGACUUUGGCCUCAAUAUUUUUUUUAACUCCUGAUUUAUCUUAUUGUCAAAUAAAACAUAAAUUUUCAUCAAUAGUUCAUUGUCAUCGCUCAUAGUUUAUUGUUCAGUGAAAAAAUACAUCCGUGGUUCUUUCAGCAAAAAAAAUUGUUCAAUUAAUUCACAAAAUGUUCGCAAAUUGUUUAAAAAGUGCAAGACAUCCCAAAUUUGGGUCUUUAGCACGUCUGGAGUCAACACUGGUGAUAGCAGAGCACAAUAAUGAAACACUGGCACCAAUAACACAGGCAGCACUUAGUGCGGCCAAGAAAAUUGGUGGUGACGUAACUGUACUGAUUGCUGGAACAAAGUGUGGACCAGCUGCUGGCGCAUUAUGCAAAGCUAAUGGCAUCAACAAAGUUCUCGUAGCUGAGAGCGAUGCUUUCAAAGGAUUAACACCAGAGUCUAUAACACCUCUGAUCAUAGCGACCCACAAACAAUUCAAUUUUAGUCACAUCAUGGCUGGUGCCAGCGCAUUUGGUAAAGCUUUACUACCACGGGUCGCAGCAAAACUCGACGUAUCCCCAGUGAGCGAAGUUAUCAGCAUAAAGUCUUCAGAUACAUUUGUCCGACCAAUCUACGCCGGCAAUGCAUUACAAACAGUAAAGGUCAAAGAUAACAUCAAAGUUGUUACGGUCAGAGGUACCUCAUUUGAGCCGCUACCCCUAGAAGGUGGAAAUUUAUCUCCCGAACCAGCGCCAGCCGGCGACUAUAAAUCAGACAAAGUUGAAUUCAUAAAACAAGACCUGAGCAAAUCUGAUAGACCCGAGUUGACAUCAGCUAAAAUAGUCGUGUCGGGAGGGAGAGGUCUUAAAUCUGGCGAAAAUUUCAAACUUAUUUACGCACUCGCUGACAAAUUAAACGCUGCUGUCGGCGCUUCCCGAGCUGCAGUAGAUGCUGGUUAUGUUCCCAACGACAUGCAAGUGGGACAGACUGGAAAAAUCGUCGCUCCAGAUCUAUACAUUGCCGUGGGUAUUUCCGGUGCAAUUCAACAUCUCGCCGGUAUGAAAGACUCGAAAACAAUAGUAGCGAUAAAUAAAGACCCAGAAGCUCCAAUUUUCCAAGUCGCCGACUAUGGAUUAGUUGCUGAUUUAUUUAAAGCCGUUCCUGAAUUGACUGAAAAAUUAUAAUCAGGUUUAUUAUUAAUAAUAAUAACCACUAACCAAUAGCGCAAAAUUAUCCCUGCGUGUAAACUGGGUCUUUAGGAACCAGUUUUGACAAUUUUAAACUUUUGACUUUGGCAACUUGGCUGCGUAUCAGCCUUCAAGUAAUCCAGAAUUUUUUUAAAGCCUAGAAACUGAAAACUUGACUGUUUCCUAAAAGACCCAGUGUCAGAAAAAAUACAGAGACACGCAGGUUAAAUAUUAUUAUAAUAAAUGAUAAUUAGAAGACAAUGUUAUUUUUAUAUCCGUAUAUUUUCUACAUGUUAAUGUUUAAAAAAAAAUAAUCGCCGUUGAAAAUUUGUAAUUAAAAUUAAAAAUAUACUCAUAUAAUAAGUAUUUUAAAAAAUA
Molecule: messenger RNA, 1576 nt
Organism: Microplitis demolitor
Lineage: Eukaryota; Metazoa; Arthropoda; Insecta; Hymenoptera; Braconidae
Gene: wal
Product: electron transfer flavoprotein subunit alpha, mitochondrial
Exons: 4
Coding region: 197-1195 (332 amino acids)
Cellular component (GO): mitochondrion
Molecular function (GO): flavin adenine dinucleotide binding; electron transfer activity
Source: RefSeq, a predicted model, not a curated record